Anastrepha obliqua is the source of this 1270-nucleotide messenger RNA. RefSeq names its product 39S ribosomal protein L1, mitochondrial (gene mRpL1). Gene Ontology annotation, molecular function: RNA binding; structural constituent of ribosome. Gene Ontology annotation, biological process: translation. Gene Ontology annotation, cellular component: large ribosomal subunit; mitochondrion. The transcript has 3 exons. Bases 103 to 1182 code for a protein of 359 amino acids. The record is from RefSeq and is a predicted model, not a curated record. NCBI's taxonomy places the organism in Eukaryota, Metazoa, Arthropoda, Insecta, Diptera, Tephritidae.
CCCUGUGCUAGGAACACAUUUUAUUUUUCUAUAUCUAUAUUACGACUUUUGCCCUUGUGUCUUUAAGUGAUUACAAAAUAAAUUUAUUGUAUUAAAAUAAACAUGUUAUCAAUAAUUUCUUCUAUGAGAACUUUACUGGUUCGUCAGCAAAGUGUUGACACAUUAAGAAAACUUCAUACAACACCUGUGUGUUUGGCCGCACGCAAAGGUACAAGAGAGAAGGCCCGUAAGAAGAAGGUAAAAGUGGAGGUGAAGAAGGUGGGAUUCAUACCGCAUAACCAACGGGAUAAGAAAAUAAACUUGCAACGAGAAAAUCUACACUUUGACGAUUCAUGGAAGCAAGUACCUCAAGACAAUGUUUAUGUAUUGAAAUAUUACCGUUGGCCUGUAUAUACGGUGGCGGAAGCUAUACAAUGCCAUCGCGAAACGCAUCACCCUUCUAUGUACAACCUACCGAAUGCUCCGCUUAACAUAAAAAUUGAACUGGAUAUGCGAGCGGAAAAGAAAAAUCGCUUCGUGGACAACUUUCAGCGUAUGGCGAUGGUUCCGCAUAAAUUUGAUCAAGGAGGAGAGCUUCGAAAAAUUCUCGUUUUUGCCAAAGGAAAUGAAGAAAUCAGUGAAGCACGAAAUGCGGGAGCCACACUUGUUGGCGGUAUUGAACUCAUAAAGGAUAUAUCAAAUAGCGAACUAUUGCUGACUGAUUAUCAAUAUAUAAUCGCACAUCCAAAUAUUUUACCUGAGUUGGUGCCGCUACGUGGAUUGAUGAAGCGCAAAUUCCCCAAUCCACGGAGUGAAACACUUGGCACAAAUCUGGCAGAAAUGAUCGAACGUUUUUCAAACGGCAUAAGCUAUACUGCCACUAAAGAUGAACAUCAACAAGAUUUUGGGGUGAUUUCAACCUGUAUUGGCACAUUGGAUAUGGAAACUCAAAAGUUGGAGGAAAACUUACGUUCUUUACUAGAAGAUGUAGAUUCUGUACGUCCAAAGCGUGAAGGGGAACGAUUUAUAACACGUGUUCUGCUUAAGAGCCCACCAAGUAGCGAGCAACUUAAAAUCGAUCCUUAUCAAUAUAUAUCGGAGUUCUAUGUGAAAACAGGUAAUAAGGCUUCUACGAAGACGGUCGAAUUCGAGGAUGUUGAAAAAGAAUCUAGUGAAAAUCAACAAGCCGUUGCAGCACAAUAAAUCAAUAUGUGUCGAAAUCCAUCAACUGAAAGUUAAAUGGUAGUGAACGAAAUUGCAUUAAAUUAAUAUAAAAAGUUUUAAGAUCCAA